AUGGCACCAGCGGCUUCUCUUCACACGAAUAACCAUGCAGAUGGCAACAUUAAUAGUACCACAUUGAAAGCAACCGCGCCCUCAUUCCACCCAACAGGAACCCCAGAUCCAUCCAAAUAUCACGCUGCCUCGACGAACGAAGCCAUUAGCAGUGAACACACCCACGCGGCCCAUAACUACCAUCCGCUUCCCAUCGUCUUCUCCAGAGCUGCAGGCUGUUCUGUUUGGGAUCCUGAGGGCAACGAGUAUCUCGACUUUCUCUCGGCUUAUGGCGCUGUCAAUCAAGGCCACUGCCAUCCAGAAUUGGUCAAAGCCUUGAUUGAACAAGCAUCAAGGCUGACACUGAGCUCGCGAGCCUUCUAUAACGAUGUCUUCCCUAAAUUUGCAGAAUUUGUUACCAAAUUCUUCGGAUUUGAUAUGGUCCUGCCAAUGAACACUGGGGCCGAAGCGGUCGAGACAGCCGUAAAGAUCGCAAGGAAAUGGGGCUACAAGACGAAAGGCAUCCCACCAAAUGAAGCAUUGGUCUUGAGUGUAACGGAGAACUUCCAUGGCAGGACAUUCUCCGCAAUCUCCAUGUCCACUGAUUCUGAAUCUCGAGACAAUUAUGGCCCUUUCGUGCCGAAUCUUGGCUCUCAUUGUCCUAAGACAGGGAAGGAUCUUCACUAUAACGACAUUGAUGGACUCAAGUCUGCAUUUUUGGCACAUGGGCACAAAAUCGCAGGCUUCCUGGUCGAGCCUAUCCAAGGCGAAGCAGGGAUCGUUGUGCCUGCCGAUAACUAUCUCAAGGACAUUCGAGACCUCUGUGACAAACACAACGUACUCAUGAUCUGUGAUGAGAUUCAGAGUGGUAUUGCAAGGACUGGCAAGCUGUUAUGCCAUGAGUGGAGCGGUAUCAAGCCUGACUUGGUGCUUCUGGGCAAGGCAAUCUCCGGGGGCAUGUACCCAGUGUCGUGUGUCCUGGGCUCGAAAGACAUCAUGCUGACGAUCGAGCCUGGCACUCAUGGGUCAACGUACGGUGGAAAUCCACUUGGUUGUGCUGUCGCUAUUCGAGCUCUGGAAAUAGUCAGAGAUGAGGAUAUGGUCAACCGUGCCCAAGAACUGGGCGAGCUAUUCCGCAAUGGGAUUGAGAAACUCAACAAUCCAAUGAUAAAGACGGUCCGAGGCAAAGGUCUUUUCAAUGCCGUAGUCAUCGACGAGACGAAGACAGGAGGCCAUAGUGCCUGGGAUCUGUGUAUGCUGAUGAAGGAGAAGGGCUUAUUGGUGGGCAGAGCUCUGAGGAUUGCCCAUGUGAAGAAUAGUGGAGAUGCUGAUGAUUCGAAGGCGAAACCGACACAUCAGAAUAUCAUUCGCCUCACGCCUCCGCUUGUCAUCACUGAACAGGAAAUUCAGAAAGCCUUGAAGAUCAUGGAUGACGCAAUGAAGGAGCUUCCGUCUCUGAAGGGAAAGGAGGAGGACAAGGUGAUUCCUGAGCCAGAGAAAAAUGUCAAGAUCAUGGUCGAUAAUUAA
This is a messenger RNA of Letharia columbiana, 1506 nucleotides long. RefSeq lists its product as uncharacterized. Bases 1 to 1506 code for a protein of 501 amino acids. The record is from RefSeq and is a predicted model, not a curated record. NCBI's taxonomy places the organism in Eukaryota, Fungi, Ascomycota, Lecanoromycetes, Lecanorales, Parmeliaceae. The transcript has 3 exons. Gene Ontology annotation, cellular component: cytoplasm. Gene Ontology annotation, molecular function: L-ornithine transaminase activity; pyridoxal phosphate binding; identical protein binding.